CCAACCGCCAUUAACCCUCAGAAAAGAAGAAGGAAGAAGGAAGCGGGUUCCUGAAGUACCUGCUUUUUAUCUGUUCUUGUUUUAUUGUUGAACGAAAUUAUAGGAUGGCACAGUUGGGUGCCAUAUUCUCCAUAAUCGCUGCUCUGGGAGGAGCAGCACUUUUAGCCUCCGUACACAAGAUCGAUGAGGGACACACUGGAGUUUAUUACAGAGGAGGGGCUCUGCUCACCAGCACCAGUGGCCCUGGUUUCCAUCUCAUGCUUCCAUUCAUCACCACGUACAAGUCUGUUCAGACGACACUGCAGACAGAUGAGGUGAAGAACGUACCAUGUGGCACAAGUGGAGGAGUGAUGAUUUACUUUGACCGCAUAGAAGUGGUGAACUAUCUCAUUCCGUCAUCAGUGUACGACAUAGUGAAGAACUUCACAGCAGACUACGAUAAGGCUUUGAUAUUCAACAAGGUUCACCAUGAGCUCAACCAGUUCUGCAGUGUUCACUCUCUGCAGGAGGUCUACAUCGGCUUGUUUGACCAAAUUGAUGAAAACCUAAAAUUGACGCUACAAGAAGAUCUAACGAACAUGGCACCAGGAAUCAUCAUACAGGCGGUUCGUGUGACAAAACCCAACAUCCCAGAGAGCAUUCGCCGAAACUACGAGCUCAUGGAGAGUGAGAAGACAAAGCUGCUGAUCACCCAACAGACACAGAAGGUUGUGGAGAAGGAGGCGGAGACUGAAAGGAUCAAGGCUGUCAUCGAGGCUGAGAAAGUGGCGCAAGUUGCACAGAUCAAGUAUGGACAGAAAGUCAUGGAGAAGGAAACCGAGAAAAAGAUUUCAGAAAUUGAAGAUGGUGCUUACCUGGCACGGGAGAGAGCCAGGGCAGACGCAGAGUUCUACACGGCACAGAGACUUGCCGAGGCCAACAAGAUGAAGUUAACACCAGAGUACCUGCAGCUUAUGAAGCACAAGGCCAUCGCAGCCAACAGCAAAAUCUACUUUGGAAGUGAAAUACCCCACAUGUUUGUAGACUCUGGCUCUGCUGGGAGUUCCAUCAAGGCCUCUGCAGCCAUUGACAUUGUGGGUGAGCAGAUCAUGGAUAUGGAUUAAGUUGUGGGAUGAACAGGGCCACCCACAGGUGGCGGACUACGGUCUGAAGGGGCAAUAGCUUGGUCGGUUGACUGGCAGGUUCCCCCCUUCUGGGCCCAGAAAAGCUCCGUGACCAGGGCCUGUGUUUCUCAACCCUCUCAGAAUCACUGCUAAGAAAAAAAAAAAAGAAAAAAAAUCACCUUGAAAGUUUGAACAGGAAG
Messenger RNA from Solea solea (common sole), 1303 nucleotides. It is a transcript of the gene erlin2, whose product is annotated as ER lipid raft associated 2. Gene Ontology annotation, molecular function: ubiquitin protein ligase binding; cholesterol binding. Gene Ontology annotation, biological process: SREBP signaling pathway. The coding region runs from base 105 to 1103 and encodes 332 amino acids. The transcript has 12 exons. Lineage: Eukaryota; Metazoa; Chordata; Actinopteri; Pleuronectiformes; Soleidae. Gene Ontology annotation, cellular component: endoplasmic reticulum membrane; endoplasmic reticulum. The record is from RefSeq and is a predicted model, not a curated record.